AAACAAAUUAAAUCAAUCUUCCUUUCUCACUUCUUUCUUUCUCAAAAAAAAAUAAAUGACAACAAACAUAGAAAGCCUUUGGGUUUUUGCUUUAGCUACAAAAUGCAAAAUUUUCAACCCCAUCAAUUCCAUGUUGUUUGCACUUGUUUUUCUUUGCGUCUGGUUAAUCAUAAACAUGAUUUACUGGACUCAUCCUGGUGGUCCAGCUUGGGGUAAAUAUAACAAAUUGACAAAAUAUUUACUAGUAAAAAAUCCAAUUCCUGGUCCAAAAGGCUUACCUUUUAUAGGUAGCAUGUACAUGAUGACUGGUUUAGCACAUCAAAAAAUCGCGAAAACGACUGAAUAUCUCAAAGCUAAACGUCUCAUGUCGUUCAGCGUAGGUGAAACCAGAUUCAUCGUAACAUGUAAUCAUGUCGUAGCAAAAGAAAUAUUGAACAGUUCAGCGUUUGUUGCGCGUCCAGUUAAUGAGUCAGCCUAUGGGUUAAUGUUCGAUAGAGCAAUUGGUUUUGCUCCUUACGGUGUCUACUGGCGAACACUUAGAAAAAUUGCAUCCACACAUAUGUUUUGUCCGAAACAGAUUAAAACAUCCGAAGCUCAACGAUUUGAAAUCGCCAAACAGAUAGUGGCAAGUUUUAACGGGAGUUCAUGUAUACGGGUUCGGGAUGUAGUGAAAAGGGCUUCUUUAAAUAAUAUGAUGUGUUCUGUUUUUGGGCGAAAGUAUAGUCUCGUUGAGACUUAUUGUAACGAUGAGACUGAGGAGGUGAGCGAACUAGUCGAUGAAGGUUACGAUCUUUUGGGAAUGCUUAAUUGGUCUGAUCAUCUACCUUGGUUGGCUGAAUUUGAUCCACAGAAAAUUCAGCAAAGGUGCUCACAUCUAAUGCCUAAAGUGAAUCGGUUCGUGGGCAGGAUCAUCGAUGAACAUCGGGCUCAACCUAGUAACGUUCAUCGUGAUUUUGUGGAUGUUUUGCUUUCUCUUCAAGGCGCGGAAACAUUAUCAGACUCUGAUAUUAUCGCUGUGCUUUGGGAGAUGAUAUUCAGGGGGAGUGAUACGGUGGCAAUUUUAAUAGAGUGGAUAUUAGCACGGAUGGUACUUCAUCCUAAUGUUCAAUCAAAGGUACAAGAGGAGCUAGACAGGAUUACCGGAAGAUCGCGGUCUGUGAUUGAGUCUGAUAUAACCAACAUGGUUUAUCUACAAGCCGUAGUGAACGAAGUACUUAGGUUGCACCCUCCGGGCCCACUACUGGCCUGGGCCCGUCUCGCGAUAGAGGACACAACAGUGGAUGGGUAUCACGUUCCUGCAGGGACCACUGCUAUGGUCAACAUGUGGGCCAUAACAAGGAGUGCAGAGGUUUGGACAGAACCACUUGAGUUUAAGCCCGAAAGGUUCAUGAACGAGAUUGAAUCCGUAGUGUUUUCGGUGCUGGGGUCUGACCUGAGAUUGGCACCAUUUGGUUCCGGAAGACGAAGUUGUCCUGGAAAGAUACUUGGCUUGACCACAGUCACUUUUUGGGUAGCAUCGCUUUUGCAAAAGUUCGAAUUCAGGGCUCCUGAUGGAACCACAACAGUUGAUUUGUCUGAAGUACUAAGGCUUUCCUGUGAAAUGAACAACCCACUGAUGGUGAAGGUGCAAUCAAGAAAUUUAAAUAAAUAAACGCCUUCUCCAUUAGUUGUUUACGUUACUAUGUGUCUUACUAUGUUGUAUUGUUAAUUUGUUAGUUUAAAUAAGAAGUAUGUUCUAAUUGUUGGUUCUUUAUAUUUACCAUAAUGUAUUACUAAAUCCGUUAAUACGAAACAAAUUUUAUGCAAUAAUUAAUUAGUGUCA
Molecule: messenger RNA, 1822 nt
Organism: Solanum dulcamara
Lineage: Eukaryota; Viridiplantae; Streptophyta; Magnoliopsida; Solanales; Solanaceae
Product: cytochrome P450 78A9-like
Exons: 2
Coding region: 56-1651 (531 amino acids)
Molecular function (GO): iron ion binding; oxidoreductase activity, acting on paired donors, with incorporation or reduction of molecular oxygen; monooxygenase activity
Source: RefSeq, a predicted model, not a curated record